AUGACAUCAGAGGAGAGAAGCAAUGGUUUACCUCCAACACAAUCACCUGAGGCGACUAUGACAUACAGUUCAACUUUUGGAACUACUUCACCUGAAGUUACCACUAAAGCAAAAACAGAGAAACCUGGCACUGAUAUUACAUUGGUACCAGUGAGUACAAUAACAGCAGAGGAGAGAAGCACUGGUACUCCUCCAACACAACCCCCUGGUGUGACUGUGACAUACAGUUCAACUUCUGAAAUUUCUUCGCCUGAAGUUACUACUAAAGCAAAAACAGAGGAACCAGGCACUGGAACUACAUUGGAACCACCCAGUACAAUGAUAGUAGAGGAGAAAAGCACUGGUGCACCUCCAACACAAUCCGUUGGUGCGUCUGUGACACCUGAAGUUACCACUAAGGCAAAAACAGUAGAACCAAGUACUGAUACUACAUUGGAACCAGCUAGUACAAUGACAGCAGAGAGAAGCACUGGUUCACCUCCAACACAAUCCCCUGGUGUGACUGUGACACCUGAAGUUACCACUAAGGCAAAAACAGAGGAACCAGACACUGAUACUACAUUGGAACCAGUCAGUACAAUAACAGCAGAGAAGAGAAGUACGGGUACAACUCCAACACAACCCCCUGGCAUGACUAUGACACACAGUUCAACUUCUGAAAUUACUUCAGCUGAAGUUACCACUAAGGCAAAAACAGUAGAACCAAGCACUGAUACUACAUUGGAACCAGCUAGUACAAUGACAGCAGAGGAGAGAAGCACUGGUUCACCUCCAACACAAUCCCCUGGUGUGACUGUGACACCUGAAGUUACCACUAAGGCAAAAACAGAGGGACCCAGGCAUUGA
Messenger RNA from Saccoglossus kowalevskii, 846 nucleotides. Its product is annotated as mucin-2-like. NCBI's taxonomy places the organism in Eukaryota, Metazoa, Hemichordata, Enteropneusta, Harrimaniidae. The record is from RefSeq and is a predicted model, not a curated record.